UCCCGGAGAGCGUCGCGGCAUCGGUGUAUGCGGCAGUGAGGGAGGGGCCGCCCCGGCCCAGCAGCCGCUCCCUCACCCCCCCCACGGGGGGGCCGUGGGGGGACCCAGCCCUCCCCUGCCCCACGAGUGGCCGAUGCAUCGCGCUGUGGAGCCCCUGGGGGGCCGGGCCGGACGGGACCCCUUCGCCGUGGGGAGCCUGGGCUGCGGCGGGGGCUGGGCCGGCUGCCCCCCCCGGGCCUGGCUGCCACCCCCCAGGUGCUCCUCCAGCCUCGGGCCGGCUCCGCUGCCCCCCCACCUCACGCCCCCCCCCAGCGGAAAUGGGGGGCACCCCCUCCCCCACAAGGCCUUCUACCCCCCGGGAGGACCCCCCCGGGCUCCCCCCGCCCCCCUGGACCCCCUCCAGGGCUGUGUCCGGGCACUGCAGCCCUGGGACCCCCCCGGCCCCGAGGCCACCCCCGAGCUGGAGGAGCCACCGAGCUGUCACCACGGGCGUCAUCGCGGCCACCGAGGGGACAUCGGCCACCGGCCGGGGGACAUCGGUCACCGAGGGGACAUCGGCCACCGUCACGGGGGGGACGUUGGCCACCGAGGGGACAUCAUCGGUGGCCACCGCGGGGACAUCGCCGCCCGCAUCGGGCGCUUGCAGCAGGCCCAGCUCUGGAGUUUCCCCCCGGGCCCUGUGUCCCCCCCCCGGGCUCGGGCCCUGCCCCCCCUCCAGCAGGUCUGGAGCCUGCUGCACCCCGAGAAAAGAACGUUCCAGGGGGGCUGUGGGGCGCUGCCCCCCCCCCGGGCCCCCCCCCUCCGUUCCCGCUGCCCCCGGGGCUGUGGAGCCCCCUCCCCCCCGCCGAGGCCUGGGCCCCCCCCCCGGCGCCACGGGGCACCCCCGGACAGACAGGACCAGCGGCUGGUGACCCCCCCGUUCCCGCCGCCCCCCCCUCCGCCCCCCCGCCCCUCUCCCCCCGGCCCCCCGGGCCCCCUCCCAAGUGACCUUAGGGCCAGCGGGGCCGGGGGGGCCCCCCCUGCCCCCCCCAGCCGCUCACCAGCACCCACCGCCUGCGUGCCUUGUGCCCCCCCCCGGGCACCCCCCCGGACCCCCGCCACCAGCACCCGAACCCCCCGCGGCGUGAGAGGAAGAGGAGGAAGAGCCCCCUCCCCACCACCACCACCAACCCCCCCCCAGCGAUUUCUGGCUGGGGACCCCUCCCCACCCCCCCUUACCGCCACCCCCCCCUCUCCGAGGACCCCCCCGAUACCUCAGGUACCUCCCCCGCGCCCGCCCCCAGCCCCCCCCCCAUUUCUUCGGGGGUCCCCUUUCCAAAGAGCACCCCCGCCCCUCCCCCAACCCCCCCCGCACCCCGAGCCCCCUCCACCUCCUUUGCCCCCCCCUCCCCCACCUUCCUCCGACCCCUCGGGGGUCCCCCCUCGCCUCUUCGAUUUCGGGGCCCCCCCCUUGGACGAUCAAUUCGAGGAACCCCCCGAAUUUGCCAAAAUUUUACCCGACGGCCUGGCCAACAUCAUGAAGAUGUUGGACGAGUCCAUCCGGCAGGAGGAGGAUGAGGGGGGGGUCGCCCCUCCCCCACCCCCACCCCCACCACCCCCCCCACCCGCUCCCCCCCUCCUCGCCCGUCCAAAAGCUCCUCCUUUUGGGGCCCCCCCGGGCCACGGCGACCCCCCGGACCCCCCUCGCCUUUAUCCCUUCGGCAAACGGGACGACCCCAAAACUUCCCCGUUUUACAGCAAACCUCCCGCACCUCCUCCUCCUCCUCCUCCUCCUCCUCUUCCUCCUUCUGAAAAACCCUCCGCAGUGGGGGGCAGCACCCCUAAACUCACCCCACCAUCCCCAAACCCCCCCACACCCCCCCAGCUCGCUACCUCACCCCCCGGCUGGGGGUCCCAUCCCCCUCCCCCGGCCCGCAGCGAGUCCGAGGCUUUGGAGGAGAUCAGCCGGGCUUGUGAAACUUUAGCCGAGCAAGCCGGCCGACCCAGCCCCCCGUCCCCGGAUACACCCCCAAAAUUAGGGGGUGGCGGUCGUCGUCACCGCCGUCCCCCCUCUUCACGUCACCGAGAUCUCCGCCGGGGACCCCCCCGGCGCCGCCACCCCCGAAAAGAGGAGAGGGAACAACAACAACAACAACAGCAACAACAACGGGAACGGGAUCGGGAACGGGAUCGACCCGUGCUGGCCACGCUCGACCUGCAAAGCUCAAGCGUGCAGGAAAAAGGGGGACCCCCCCCAAAGCUCGAAACGAAAGGGGGGGGUCCCCAAAACCCUCCUUCGGCCCCCCCAUCGUCGGGACCCCCUCCCGCUUUCGUCAGCUCCGCCGAUCUCCUGAAGCUGCGCUCGCUCGGGGAGGGGCCCCCCAAAGAGCUCAAAAUUCGGCUGAUCAAGGUGGAGAGCGGCGCCGGGGGUGCCGGGGGGAUCCCCGGACUCGGGGGGGUCCCCGGUGCCGGUGGUGGUGGCGCCGGCGGUGACGCUUUGGUGGCUUCGGAAGUUGGGGAACCCCGGGGGUUACCCCUGGCACAGCUGACGAUCCGGCACAGCGCCGCCGAGGUGGUGCGAGCCAGCAAGCAGGCGCGGCUGAAGGGGCCGUUCCGCGAGUCCUACCUGUGUCCCGCCCAAUCCGUGAAACCCCGGAUCGACGCCCGGGAGCAGCUCCCGAGGGACAAACUCAACCCCCCCACGCCCAGCAUCUACCUGGAGAGCAAGCGCGACGCCUUCUCGCCCGUCCUGCUGCAGUUCUGCACCGACCCCAAGAACCCCAUCACCGUCAUCCGGGGGCUGGCAGGGUCCCUGCGCCUCAACCUGGGGCUGUUCAGCACCAAGACCCUGGUGGAGGCCAGCGGCGAGCACGCGGUCGAGGUUCGCACUCAGGUGCAGCAGCCCUCGGACCAGAACUGGGACCUGUCGGGGACACGGCAGGUGUGGCCCUGCGAGAGCAGCCGCUCCCACACCACCAUCGCCAAGUACGCCCAGUACCAGGCCUCGUCCUUCCAGGAGUCCCUGCAGGAGGACAAGGACAGCGAGGAUGAGGAGGCCGAGGAGCCCGACAGCACCACCGAGACCCCGCCCAGCCCCCCCGACCAGAAAUCCCACCAGAUCAUCAAGUUCGGGACCAACAUCGACCUGUCGGACGCCAAGAGGUGGAAGCCGCAGCUGCAGGAGCUGCUGAAGCUGCCGGCGUUCAUGCGCGUCUCCUCCACGGGCAACAUGCUGAGCCACGUGGGCCACACCAUCCUGGGCAUGAACACUGUGCAGCUCUACAUGAAAGUGCCCGGCAGCCGCACCCCAGGCCACCAGGAGAACAACAACUUCUGCUCGGUGAACAUCAACAUCGGCCCCGGUGACUGCGAGUGGUUCGCGGUGCACGAGCACUACUGGGAAACCAUCUCUGCUUUCUGCGACAGGCACGGUGUGGACUACCUGACGGGCUCGUGGUGGCCCAUCCUGGAGGACCUGUACCGCUCCAACAUCCCGGUGUACCGGUUCGUGCAGCGCCCCGGGGACCUGGUGUGGAUCAACGCCGGCACCGUGCACUGGGUGCAGGCCACGGGCUGGUGCAACAACAUCGCCUGGAACGUGGGGCCGCUGACAGCGUACCAGUACCAGCUGGCCCUGGAGCGCUACGAGUGGAACGAGGUGAAGAACGUCAAAUCCAUCGUGCCCAUGAUCCACGUGUCCUGGAACGUGGCCAGGACCGUCAAGAUCAGUGACCCCGACCUCUACAAGAUGAUCAAGUACUGCCUGCUGCAGUCCAUCAAGCACUGCCAGGUGCAGCGCGAGAGCCUGGUGCGCGCGGGGAAGAAAAUCGCGUACCAGGGACGCGUCAAGGACGAGCCGGCGUACUACUGCAACGAGUGUGACGUGGAGGUGUUCAACAUCCUGUUUGUGACCAGCGAGACGGGCGGGCGCAACACGUACCUGGUGCACUGCGAGGGCUGCGCGCGGCGCCGCGGGGGCGGCCUGGCCGGCGUCAUCGUCCUGGAGCAGUACAAAACUGAGGAGCUCAUGCAGAUCUACGAUGGGUUCACCUUGGUGACGCCGCCGACCCCCAGAUGAGGCCCCUGAGCCCCCUGCCCCCCCCCCCCCCCAGGGGACACCACGGUGGGGGAGGGGACAGAGGGGGACAGGGGGGGUGUCCCCCCGCCCCUCCCCCCACGAACACUUUUUAUUUAUUCGCGGAGAAAUCGCCCCAAAAAAAUCGUCUGGAUGGACAGGACGCCCCUCCCCCACCGCGGGGGGAGGGGGUUUGGGUGGAAAAACUCCGAUUUUAUACAAAAAAUACCGAUUUAUAGGAAUUUACAGAGCCCCUCCCCCCCCCGCGGUGGGGGUUGGGUUUUUCUGCUCCCACCCCUCCCCCAAACACCCCCAAAUUUUAGGGGGGGCGGGGGGG
This is a messenger RNA of Cinclus cinclus, 4391 nucleotides long. It is a transcript of the gene KDM6B, whose product is annotated as lysine demethylase 6B. The record is from RefSeq and is a predicted model, not a curated record. Gene Ontology annotation, biological process: heart development; regulation of gene expression. The coding region runs from base 134 to 4057 and encodes 1307 amino acids. Gene Ontology annotation, molecular function: chromatin DNA binding; histone H3K27me2/H3K27me3 demethylase activity; RNA polymerase II cis-regulatory region sequence-specific DNA binding. The transcript has 22 exons. Gene Ontology annotation, cellular component: MLL3/4 complex. Lineage: Eukaryota; Metazoa; Chordata; Aves; Passeriformes; Cinclidae.